Molecule: messenger RNA, 1897 nt
Organism: Scomber japonicus (chub mackerel)
Lineage: Eukaryota; Metazoa; Chordata; Actinopteri; Scombriformes; Scombridae
Product: galanin receptor type 1-like
Exons: 1
Coding region: 524-1561 (345 amino acids)
Biological process (GO): G protein-coupled receptor signaling pathway
Cellular component (GO): membrane
Molecular function (GO): G protein-coupled receptor activity
Source: RefSeq, a predicted model, not a curated record
GCCAUAUAAGUUGUUUUAUGUAGUUCAAACAGCUGGAAAACUUCAAGAUUUUUAAGAGUGAAAGAGACUUUCAUUUUUACGGGAUUCAACCAGAUACCAACAGGAGCAUGUGUGGCUCUAGAGGCAGCACACUUAACCACUUGACUAUCUCUGGGCACUUGAAAAUGAAUUCCAACCACAUAAUAAUGGACUGUAUAUUUUUGCAGGUCACAUUUACAAGUUAACACACAAACUAAAAAUAAACUUGAAUAUACCACUUUCUAAUCUGUUUUCCAGCGAGAACACAGAUUAUGAAGGUCAAUGACGAAGUCAACUGAGCAGUAUGAUCUUAACUGCUUAAUUAAUUGUUAUCAUUUUGAGAGCACUAGCCGUCUUAAUGGAGUGUGGUCAGGCCUGUGAUUAAUACAUUUUAAAACAUGAACUAGAGCCAACAGAUGCAUCACUCAGAUGCUGUGUGAACAUGCUGCUCUAACAUUAACAGGCCAUUAGAUUAAUUAAGUAAAUUGACUUUUAUUGUGAGUGCAUGGAGACUUUGGGGCAGCAAGUAAACAGCAGUGGCCUGGACCAAAUGAACAGGGCAGAUGACGUUUUGAUUAAGGCUUUGGUGCCAAUUCUGGAUGGGAUAAUUUUGGUGACUGGCCUGGUGGGCCAAAUCUUGGUCAUCACCAUCCUAACUGGUAGGAGGAGGAAAGAUGGUCAACCUCCGCAUGGUACAGACACCCUGCUGCUGGCUCUGAGUGCUGCUGAUCUGCUGCUGCUGUUCUGCCUGCCUUUCCACACCUCUGCCAUCACCCUGGGCUUCUGGCCUUUCGGCAGCUUCCUGUGCAAAACCAUCAGCUUCCUGGGUGUGGCAUGUUCGUCUGCAUCAGUGUUUACCCUGGCAGCUUUGGCUGUGACACGCUACCUCACAGUGGUACACCCCACCUGGGUGUACCGUUCAAGAAUGAACCGACGAAUAAAGCUGAUGGUAGCUCUGCUCUGGGUCCCAGCCUCAGCUUUGGCAGCACCGCAGUUUGCCUUCCGCACGGUUACCAUAUCUAACGCUGUGUACUGCUUUGCCUUCCUGUCUGACUUCAGCCAGCUUGUCUACAGCAUCGCCCUCUUCUUGUUUGCCUUUGCUCUACCACUGGGCAUCAUUGUAUUAAUGUAUGCCAAGAUUUACUGUUUUCUUCGGCAUGCACGGCUGCUUGGGAAUGCCCCUCAGCUGGAGCGCUAUCAGCGCCAGGUCACUCACACUUCAGCUCUCCUAGUCCUGGUCUUCACAGUACUCUGGCUGCCCUCUUAUGCCCUCAUGUUCUCCUUCAUCGGAGGAACCAUUACAUCCUCAACUGGCUAUAACACUAUUGCCAUCCUGGCAAGACUGUUGGCAUCCUCGGCAGCAGUGGUAAAUCCUGUACUCUAUGGGUUUAUGUCUCAGAAAUUUAGAAGAGACUUACUAGAACUGGGAAGAGGGCACUGGGCAUGGUGUAAAAGCUGUCUAAUUGAUUGUCCUCAUGUGAUGAGCAGGGACGUGGUUCAGCCCUUUGAGCUGGACACAAGCUCAGAAAGAGGACAAAACUGACUCGUCGAGAUCACUGCUACCUCAUUUAAAUCUGGCCGUAGCGCUGGGCAAUAUAUAUAAAAUCAAUAUCAUAUUUACAGCAGUUAAAUGUAAUCAAUUCUUAUGCAUUAAAUCAGACAAAACUCUUAACAUGCUUGAGCUAAAAUUUUGAAUUUCCUUUGAUUAAAAUGGACUGUAUCAUAUUGCUUUCUCUGUAACACUUUCUUGUUACCUCUAUUGGAUUAAAUGAAAUAUAUUCUGUAGUUGGUGGAUGAAAAACUAAUGUGGAAAAACUGGCCGUCAUUUUCACAAUCUUUUCAAAACCCUGAACUCAAUGCAACAUCAAUAAACACACUC